CGUCACUCCCCCCCCCGAUUUCUCCACACUGAUUAAACCAUCAUGGCUGUCAGUAAUGAUGUUCGGGGUUGGGUUAUGAGCGGCGUCUCUGGCGUGGCUUGCAUCUUGGGGUCCGCGGUCAUAUGUGUUGACGUUCUACUCCGCCACUUCUCUAGAGGGAAAGGUUUCCAGAUCGUGAAUAAUAAUGCCUUUCUCUCCGCUUCGUUGUGUCUUAGUGCUGGUGUUAUGCUCUUUACUUCUCUCUAUAGCAUGCUGCCUACCUCUCAAAAGUACCUCACCCGUGCUGGAUGGUCUCCUGCUGCUGCCGCCUAUUCCCUGAUCGGUCUCUUUCUAGCCGGUGUCAUUGUUAUUCGUUUCCUGUCUGCGCUUCUUCAUCGUUAUAUUCCCUCCCACGUCGUCGGCUGUGCUCAUAGUCAUGAGCCGGAUGCAAACUCUGCCGACCCGGAACGCGGCCACGGUCACCAUCAUGCACAUCACUCAGAAGAUCAUCAUGGUUGGACUGAGCGGACUCCUUUGCUGGCGCGGGCGAGCAAAUCCAGUCCUGCGGUGCCACACGCGGGAUCUGAGGGAAAUCCCCACUCUGCCGUUUUUCCUGCCGGAACUUGGCGCGUACGUCUGGGCCGGCGCUUAAGUCGUAUGGUGGGCAUCAAAACGCAGUGCGACAAGGAUGGUCCCUGUUAUGGCUUUUCGCAGACAUGCGGUGCUGAAUGCUCUAAGACUCUAAUUGCCCCUGAGGUCUCUGUCGCAGAUGACACUAGCGUUCACACUAUCCCCGUGCAUAUAGACAUUGAACGGGUGGAUGGCCCAGAAGAAGACUUGUCUGUCUCCAACCACACACAUCACAAACUUGGAGACUCAUCGUCCUCUACCCCUCGUAACGAAAUACCUGAAUACUUAGGUUCAACUGCGGGCGAUGUGGAUGGCACGUCCAAAACACAAGUUCCUGGAAGCCAGCAUCACCACCAUGUACCGCAAAAUGCUUUCUUGUCUAUCGGCCUGCAAACGUCAAUAGCGAUCGCUCUUCACAAAUUGCCCGAGGGUUUCAUCACUUAUGCCACCAACCAUGCUAGCCCAAAACUUGGUCUGACCGUUUUUCUUGCCCUUCUCAUCCACAAUAUCAGUGAAGGCUUUGCCAUGGCACUGCCUCUUUAUCUUGCCCUGCACUCGCGCGGCAAAGCGAUUUUCUGGUCCAGCCUUCUGGGCGGUGUCAGCCAACCGGCCGGUGCAGGUCUCGCGGUCCUUUGGAUCUGGGGCGCCGGACGAACCGGUAGCCCCGGGGACGAUGCCGACUCGUCCUGGGCCGUGUACGGAGGCAUGUUCGCCGCUACAGCCGGGGUCAUGACCUCCGUAGCCCUGCAGUUGUUCAGCGAAGGGUUGGGACUGACCCACAACCGGGGGAUGUCAAUCGGCUUUGCCAUUGCGGGAAUGGGUAUAAUGGGCCUCAGCUUUGCCCUGACUGCAUAAUUGUCAUGAUUCACUAGGCGUUUAUUUGGUAUACCUUGGGGUUUGAGUUUGAGUUACUAUAAACACCACGCAUCACCAUAGACAAAAAGGAGGCCAACGCGAUAAAGCAUCUAGGAGUUAAACCUGUUUCGUGAAUGCGCAACGAGUGAUGAUUCUGUUUUCGGGUUUAUGAGAUAUGUCUUUACCUAUUCACUUAAUGCAACCUGUUGCUCAACGAAGACUCAAAACUCAUCCUUGCGGCAAUUAGGGGUAAUAUUCCUUUCAUAGGCGUACUGUAGAAUGCUUAAAUAGACAUGGUAUAUCGGAGCCCCUUCCCUAAAUCGCGGCCUCGUAAGUGCGCUAGUUGGGGCUUGAGUAAUGCGGUGGAACUGUCUAGUAGAUCUAUGAGAUCACUAUGCUUGUUUGAUGGACCGUGGGGUGAAUGUGUCUCCUUGUUGAUGAGAUCAUAUGUAGUCAGUCACUGUGCUUGUAAGGUACCGAUUGAAUACACGAGGUGAGAUGGGGGAGAAAAUCUGCCAUGGGUUCAGGUGACACAGAUCCAGAGAUCAUGUGCUGGGUAAAUCUUAUAUCGAAUCAUUUGCUCUUUGUAAGAUACUUAAUAUUCCUAUCGAGGAGAGGUUAUUGCUGAAUUUGAUAUUAUAGUGAAA
Aspergillus pseudotamarii is the source of this 2111-nucleotide messenger RNA. Its product is annotated as Zn(2+) transporter ZRT3. Bases 43 to 1464 code for a protein of 473 amino acids. Gene Ontology annotation, cellular component: membrane. The record is from RefSeq and is a predicted model, not a curated record. NCBI's taxonomy places the organism in Eukaryota, Fungi, Ascomycota, Eurotiomycetes, Eurotiales, Aspergillaceae. Gene Ontology annotation, biological process: zinc ion transmembrane transport. Gene Ontology annotation, molecular function: zinc ion transmembrane transporter activity. The transcript is spliced from 3 exons.